CGCGCAGUAUGACUUUUUUUUCCCAAAAAUGUUUGGGUUUUUUUUUUUCUCUCUAGAUGGUACCAAUUUUAUGUUGUGAUAUCUGGAUUUUGUUCUUGUAAGGAAGUGUCGUCUAUCGUUGCUGUUAUUUUGGGCUUGUCGGCGCUUUGUCCAGCCCCCACGAAGACGAGGCCCCUCCCCGUCUUGCUGAAAGUCCGCCCAAGCCCCGCCCAGGUCCCUCCCGGUUGGGUUCCCUCCCUCGCUGUCCUCCUCGCGAGUGUCUCGGAGAUGAGGAGAGAAGUUCGGCCGCGGCGCACCGCCACGCUCCGCACCACAGUCGCUGCCGUCUUCGGUUGAAGUGCAACGGAUCGGGGUGGGGGUUGGGGGGGGGGGGACGACGACGAAAAAAAAAAAAAAAAGCACCAGAGGAGGAGCUUCCUUCCGAAGGAAUAACAUCUCAGCCACCUGAUAACUUUUUGGGAUGAACAAAGCAGAAAAGGAAAACGAGCCGAGUGAAUUCAGCGGCAGCCAUGAAGAAGAGGUCCGAACACUCUUUGUCAGCGGGCUGCCACUGGAUAUCAAGCCCCGGGAGCUCUACCUCCUCUUCAGACCAUUUAAGGGCUACGAAGGUUCCUUGAUAAAGUUAACCUCCAAACAGCCGGUGGGCUUUGUCAGCUUUGACAGUCGAUCAGAGGCGGAGGCUGCUAAGAAUGCCUUGAACGGGGUGCGAUUUGAUCCCGAGAUCCCGCAGACCCUCCGGCUGGAGUUUGCCAAGGCCAACACCAAGAUGGCCAAGAACAAGCUGGUGGGCACUCCCAACCCCCCUCCGUCCCAGCAGAGCCCGGGCCCGCAGUUCAUUAGCAGAGACCCAUAUGAGCUCACAGUGCCCGCUCUCUAUCCCAGCAGCCCAGACGUGUGGGCGUCAUACCCGCUGUACCCGGCGGAGCUGUCGCCGGCCCUCCCUCCCGCUUUCACCUACCCCUCCUCGCUCCACGCUCAGAUCCGCUGGCUCCCACCUGCAGAUGGAAGUCCUCAGGGAUGGAAGUCAAGGCAGUUCUGCUGAAGUACGUGUUCCUGAUGUGUGAUGGUGGCCCCGGCCGGCUGUGACGGGCGUCGCUGACUGCCUCUCCGCUCCGGGUUGACCCCCCCCUCGAACCCCCCAUCCCCCACUUUCUCCCGGAGGACUGACUCCGGCUGCGGUAGCAGCGAGCCGUCGGUAAGCGUAUAGCUAGCGUCCGCUGAUGCUAACGGACAACGACAAAAGGUGUAAAGCUCACACCUUCCCCCCCCCCCACUUCUUCUCUGGCCUCGGGCUUCCUUCACUUUGUGGCGGCGUGGUCUGUUGUGGCGCACUUUGAUUUGGAGCCCGAGUGCCAACAAUUUCAAAGUCCGUCAACAGUGGCUGAUGUCGGAAAUUUGAGCAAACUUUUUGGAAAAAAUGGGCCCUGUAAUUCGCCUGACAAAAAGUACCUUAAUUGUGCCCCCCCCACCCCCCCCACCUCCCCCCACUCCCAGUUGCGUCAAGAAAAAGUUCUGAAUGUAUUUGUAGUGUAAUCAGAAACCAUCAGUAACAUUCCAAGAAUGAAGUCUUGUCAUUCCCAGAAAGUGGUUGUUCGCUUAACGGGGCAAAAUAUUACAACAGUGCAAAAGGUUAUCAGAAUUUUUUUUAUUUUUAUCAAAUUGUAAAGAGGAAUAAAGUUCCAAGUUCAUAUGGGAAAUGUUGCCUUACAUUUUUUUUGUAACUGUUAAACAAUAAUUGAUUUUUAGAAAUGGAAAAAAAAUGUUCCCCGACGUUUAAGGUUUUCUGGGCUCUCGGUCAGGAGCUGAGGGUCAUCGCGUCGCAGCUUCCUCCGCGUGCAUUUCUGUGUGUGUGGUUACUAUAGCAACCUUACAGCAUCUUUUUCUUUUGUUUUUUGUUUUUUUCUUUCACCCCGUCUCUCACAGGCCUCAGGACACACCAGACAUCCGCCUCCAUCACACAUCGAGAAUCCGCCCCUUGCCCUCUAUUUUAUUUUAUUUUUUUUCCCAAUA
Messenger RNA from Syngnathoides biaculeatus (alligator pipefish), 2010 nucleotides. RefSeq names its product RNA-binding protein with multiple splicing-like. The record is from RefSeq and is a predicted model, not a curated record. The transcript has 10 exons. The coding region runs from base 461 to 1042 and encodes 193 amino acids. Lineage: Eukaryota; Metazoa; Chordata; Actinopteri; Syngnathiformes; Syngnathidae. Gene Ontology annotation, molecular function: mRNA binding.